AGACGUAAACGCAUCCUCGGCACCGGCGUGCCUCGGCCACCCGGGGCCCUGCAGCAACCCAGCAGCUGGACCGCACUGGGCCGAGCGAGCCCCGCCGGUCGCGGCGCCGGUGCCUACCCGUAGAGGUCGGGGAUCCCCUUCACGCCGCGCCCGGCGGCGGGGCGGGGAAGGGAAGGGACGGGACGAAAAGAAGGGCAGGGCAGGGGCGCGCUGGCUCCCGCCGCCGCGGCUCACUUCCUGGUUCCUCCAGGCGGCUGCCCCACCUCCUCGCCGAGCCAGCAUGCAAGUAUGGACAUAAUAGCCUAUGAUGAUUACUCCAGUCCACCGCUUCAGAGAUAUUGAACGGAAGCCUGAGUACCUGCAGCCGGAGAAGUGCGUCCCACCUCCGAGCCGCGCCGCCCUGGGAACCAUGUGGUUUAUCCGAGAUGGCUGUGGCAUUGCAUGUGCUGUCGUCACCUGGAUGCUGGUGUUCUACGCCGACUUCGUAGUCCUCCUUGUCAUGCUGGUUCCAUCAAGAGAUUAUGUUUAUAGUGUCAUCAAUGGCACGCUCUUCAACACCUUGGCUUUCCUGGCUUUGGCUUCACAUUUUCGUGCUAUGCUGACAGACCCAGGUGCUGUACCCAAAGGUAAUGCCACAAAGGAGUUCAUUGAGAGUUUACAACUAAAGCCAGGACAGGUGGUUUACAAGUGCCCAAAAUGUUGUAGCAUCAAACCUGAUAGAGCACACCACUGCAGUGUUUGCAAGAGGUGUAUUCGGAAAAUGGACCAUCACUGCCCCUGGGUCAAUAACUGCGUGGGAGAGAACAACCAGAAGUACUUUGUACUGUUUACAAUGUAUAUAGCACUGAUUUCCCUGCACGCUCUAAUCAUGGUGGGAUUUCACUUCUUGUAUUGCUUUGAAGAAGACUGGACAAAGUGCAGUUCCUUCUCUCCACCAACCACGGUGAUCCUCCUCAUCCUCCUGUGUUUUGAGGCACUGCUGUUUCUCAUCUUCACCUCGGUGAUGUUUGGGACCCAAGUACACUCCAUUUGCACUGAUGAAACGGGAAUAGAACAGUUGAAAAAGGAAGAGAGAAGAUGGGCUAAAAAAACAAAAUGGAUGAACAUGAAAGCAGUAUUUGGCCAUCCCUUCUCUAUAGCAUGGCUUAGCCCAUUCGCAACACCAGACCAAGGAAAAGCAGACCCAUACCAGUAUGUGGUCUGAGGAAUUGCUGACCAGCAUUGCCACUAAGAUAGCAACCUGUUACAGCACUACUGUUACAAAUUUGCCAUGAAUGUUGAAAACAAAAAGCAAAACAAACUUUUUUUGAUGUCUGUUAAAUGGCUGAUAAUUGCAGAGGGGAAAAAAAAAAAGCCCUGUGCUCCACUUUUAGGUAAUUCUCUCUCUGGCUGAAACUGCUGCUGCUUUUCUUUUCUCCUUUGGGUUUUGGUUGGUUUUUGGUUGGUUUUCCUUCCUUUCUUGUGUUUUUUAUUUUAUUUUAUUUUGUUGUUGUGUUGGUUUUGUGUUUUGGGGCUUUUUUUUUUUUGAAUCUUGUUAACUUUCCUGGCCUUUGUUUCUCUCUGCUUCCUGUAUGGCAUAACUAAUGUGAAGAGGGAUCCUCUUUCUCUGUUGUGACCCACCUCUUCUGAAUAGAUUUUCAUGCUGUCUCCUGACUGCGAUGAGCUCUGGGGAAGACAAAUGAGUGCCAACAGCCCUACACAGACACCUCUGGACUUCCUGAAGGAGCACGUUGCUCUUUCAUCACUGAACUCCGCUGGGGAAGCAGACACUUCACUUACCAAAAGGUGCACGACAAGAAGGUGACACAGCAAGGGAGCCAGUUGACCUGGUGAUCACAUCAAGUACUCAAACCUUGCCAGUUCCCUCCCCACCUUCUCUUUUUUUAACUUCCAGCCACAGCUGGAACUGCCAUCUUUCUGGCAUUAUUUCGUCUGUUCCCUCCCUUGUGGGCAGGAAACUGUUACCCUCUUAGGAUAACUGUGGCAGAUUUAGGAGGCACUUUGGGUUAUCUGAUGCCUUACCCUUGCAGGAAAGCAAGAAAGGAAUCUGGUUCUUUUCCAAGUGUUUAGAAGAGCAGAACCAUCUGGUUUGUGUGUGUUUGUCCUGGGGCAGGACUUGUUAGAGCAAUGCCUGCUGAGCAGUGGUAAACUGACACCAAUGCCCAGGUUACUCUGAGAUGCAUUUUGGUGGGGUGUGUAGGUCGAUACCAGGGGGACUGAGUCUGUAGCCUUAGCACUGCCCUGGUUUAGAGCUCUGUCAGUCUCUUGUUGUAUUUAUGCACACACCUUUGUCUGU
Molecule: messenger RNA, 2296 nt
Organism: Dryobates pubescens (Downy woodpecker)
Lineage: Eukaryota; Metazoa; Chordata; Aves; Piciformes; Picidae
Gene: ZDHHC3
Product: zinc finger DHHC-type palmitoyltransferase 3
Exons: 7
Coding region: 305-1204 (299 amino acids)
Biological process (GO): protein targeting to membrane; peptidyl-L-cysteine S-palmitoylation
Cellular component (GO): Golgi apparatus; endoplasmic reticulum
Molecular function (GO): protein-cysteine S-palmitoyltransferase activity
Source: RefSeq, a predicted model, not a curated record